UUGGCAUUUGACACUUUUCGUAUGUUAGCCAAUUGUAAUAAACAUUAGAUUAAAAAAAAAUCUUGUUUCUCUGAAUAUGACGAGUGUGUGAAAUCAGACGUUGUAGUUUUUUGAAAUUAUUUAUUUUAUUGACUAUUGUAUAUUGAAAGGAUGUGAAUAUGUGUUGAUAAUGUCUGAAGCAAUAGAAAUCGCUACACGUCAUAGACGAUGAUCCCUUUAGAAAGGGAUUAAUUUAAUUGUUUCAAGCCUUAUAUAAUGAUGCAAUCAAAUUCAAAAACUAAAGAAAUGUUUAUUAUACGAGCACUAGAAAAAAUUCUCAAUGAUAGGGAGAUUAAGAAGUCCCAUCAUUCACAGCUGAAGAGGGCCUGUGAAGUUGCUCUUGGUAAGAUAUUGCUACAUCUAUUUACAGUUCUUUUGAUGUUCACUCUUAAAUUUCGAUUUCAUGUUUUUUUAGAAGAAAUAAAAAAAGAACUUGAGAAUGACACCACUAUUGAAACUCAGACCUCUGAUGCUUUACCAAUACCCAAGAGUGGAGAGGCAAAUAUACUGACUACAGAAAAAUAUUUUCUUCCUUUUGAGUUGGCAUGCCAGAGUAAAUCUGCUAGGAUUGUAGUUACGGCAUUGGAUUGCUUGCAAAAGCUGAUAGCAUAUGGACACUUGACUGCCAAUGUUCCAGAUUCCACUACACCAGGAAAACUGUUGAUUGACAGAAUUGUGGAAACAAUUUGCGCCUGUUUCACCGGACCGCAAACAGAUGAAGGUGUCCAACUUCAAAUUAUCAAAGCUUUACUGACAGUGGUCACAAGCCAGCAUGUGGAAGUGCAUGAAGGAACUAUCUUAUUGGCAGUACGAACAUGCUACAAUAUAUUUUUGGCCAGUAAAAAUCUUGUCAAUCAAACAACAGCUAGAGCCACUCUAACCCAAAUGUUGAAUGUUAUUUUCACAAGGAUGGAAAACCAAGCUCUUGAAGCCGAGGUACAAUCCCAGUUGAAUCUCCAACAAGACAAUACCACAGGAAGAAAUUGUGAUAUAAAAAAAAAUAACUCAACUGAUAAACUUUGUAAUAGUGGGGAAAAUGGGAAUGUAGAAUGUCCAAAAAUUGAAAUUAAUUGUAGUGAAAGUGUGGAUAGUCCGGAGAGUCCAGAAGUAAUUGUUGCCGAAAUUUUAGAUGAUAUUAUCUGUAAUGCGAUUAAUGAAUUGAGUGAUAGUGUCUCAUCUAAGUCUGAGAAAACUGAAAGAGUUGUUGAACUUGUAAUUGAGAAUGUUGAACAGAAGGCAGAGGAGAAACCGAAUGGCUACACGUCUAGUGGCGAUUCAUCGGUUGAGCAACUUGAUACAGCUAGUUUACACUCAGUUAUCACAAGAAUACCAUCACAAGAAAGUGUGGACACCCAUAGUGAAAAUGACUCAAUGAGUACGGCAAAAUUCACCCAUAUUUUACAAAAAGAUGCGUUCUUAGUGUUCCGAGCGCUGUGUAAGCUGUCUAUGAAACCCCUACCCGAUGGCACUCCAGAUCCAAAGUCCCACGAAUUACGAUCUAAAAUCUUAUCUCUUCAACUAUUACUAUCCAUAUUGCAGAAUGCAGGACCUGUAUUUCGAUCCAAUGAAAUGUUUAUAACAGCAAUCAAACAAUACUUAUGUGUUGCAUUGUCCAAAAAUGGGGUCAGUUCGAUACCGAAAGUGUUCGAACUGUCUUUAACAAUAUUUUUAGCAUUGUUAUCCAACUUCAAGCUUCACUUGAAGAUGCAAAUUGAAGUGUUUUUCAAGGAAAUAUUCCUGAACAUUUUGGAGACUACAAAUUCAUCUUUUGAGCAUAAGUGGAUGGUUAUUCAGGCCCUGACAAGAAUUUGCAGUGAUGCGCAAAGUGUUGUUGACAUAUACGUCAACUAUGACUGUGAUUUAUCUGCCGCCAAUUUGUUUGAGCGUCUGAUCAACGAUUUAUUCAAAGUUGCGCAAGGGAGGCAUACCAUUGAAUUGGGGGCUUCUCCUAACCAAGAAAAAGCGAUGAAGAUAAGAGGCUUGGAAUGCUUGGUGUCUAUUUUAAAGUGUAUGGUUGAAUGGAGCAAAGAUUUAUAUGUGAAUCCUAACCUUCAAUCAACGGUAGGAGAACAACCUCCAAAAGAGACUGACAAUUCCUCAUUGAAAUCUAGAAGUGGCUCUGUUAAUAGCUUACAUUCCCUAGACAGUUCUGGAGGAAAUAACGAGAUGUUAGAUUCCCCCGAACAGCUGGAAGUUGUCAAACAACAGAAAGAAGUUUGGGAGACGGGGAUCGAAAUGUUCAACAAAAAACCUAGAAAAGGCUUACAGUUCCUUCAGGAACAAGGUUUAUUGGGGACUGAACACGAAGAUGUGGCUAGGUUUCUGCUGAAUGAUGACCGUUUGGAUAAAACGCUCAUAGGGGAUUUCUUGGGAGAAAAUGAUGAUUUUUCGAAAGGUGCUAUGUACGCUUAUGUCGAUCAGUUGGAAUUCAGCAACAUGGAUUUCGUUGCCGCUCUGAGACACUUCCUGGAUGGUUUUAGAUUACCGGGAGAGGCUCAAAAGAUUGACAGGUUGAUGGAAAAAUUCGCGAGUCGUUAUUGCAGCUGCAAUCCGAACAACACCUACUUUUCCAGUGCAGAUACGGCAUACGUCCUGGGUUUUUCCAUAAUAAUGCUCACCACCGACCUCCAUUCGCCCCAAGUGAAGAACAAAAUGACCAAAGAGCAAUACAUCAAAUUGAACAGGGGGAGUACGGAGAGCAAGGACGUUCCGGAAGAAUAUCUGUCGCAGAUCUACGAUGAAAUAGCGGGACACGAAAUCAAGAUGAAGGCCACGAUCAAUAAGCCCGGAAAGCAACAGAUAAACAGCGAGAAGAGGAGGAAGAUAUUGUUCAAUAUGGAGAUGGAGGCGAUUUCGACCGCUGCUAAGAAUCUGAUGGAAUCCGUUUCUCAUGUUCAGACUCCGUUCACCUUGGCUAAACAUUUGGAACAUGUUCGGCCUAUGUUCAAGAUGGCGUGGACGUCGUUUUUGGCCGCAUUUAGUGUUGGCUUACAAGACUGCGACGAUCCGGAAGUGGCCAGCCUCUGCCUGGACGGCAUCCGUUGCGCCAUACGCAUCGCCUGCAUCUUCCACAUGUCCCUGGAGAGAGACGCCUACGUUCAAGCACUGGCCAGAUUCACCCUGCUGACCGCCAACUCGCCAAUCAUGGACAUGAAAGCGAAGAACAUCGACACCAUCAAGACCCUGAUAAUGGUGGCGCACACGGACGGCAAUUACCUGGGUAACAGCUGGUUGGACAUCCUCAAGUGCAUAUCACAGCUGGAACUGGCGCAGCUGAUAGGGACCGGGGUGCGACCGGAGUUUCUGUCCGGGCCUGCGCAUAAACCUCCGGAUCCGAGUUCGAAGGAACACAUCGGACAAACGAGCUCGCAGAGCGUCGUGGUCGCGGUCGAUAGAAUUUUCACAGGUUCCAUAAGAUUAGACGGAGACGCUAUAGUCGACUUCGUCAAAGCCCUGUGCCAAGUCUCCCUGGACGAAUUGGCGUAUCCCGGUCACCCGCGGAUGUUCUCCCUCCAGAAGAUCGUGGAAAUAUCCUAUUACAACAUGGGUAGGAUCCGUCUCCAGUGGUCCAGAAUUUGGCAGGUGCUGGGCGAGCACUUCAACGCAGUCGGAUGCAACCCCAGCGAAGAGAUCUGCUUUUUCGCCGUCGACAGUUUGCGGCAGCUGUCCAUGAAGUUUAUCGAGAAAGGGGAAUUCGCCAAUUUCCGCUUUCAGAAGGAUUUCCUCCGUCCCUUCGAACAUAUCAUGAAAAGAAACGUUUUCACGACUAUCAGAGAUAUGGUUGUCCGAUGCGUUGCUCAGAUGGUAAAUUCUCAGGCAAGUAACAUCAAAUCGGGUUGGAAGAACAUAUUCUCGGUUUUCCACCUGGCCGCCAGCGACCAAGAAGAGUCCAUCGUCGAAUUGGCAUUCCAGACGACCGGAAAAAUAAUCACGGAAUUGUACGUGAGGCAGUUCUCCUCCAUGAUUGAUUCUUUCCAAGAUGCAGUUAAAUGCUUGUCGGAGUUUGCCUGCAACGCCAGAUUUCCCGACACCAGCAUGGAGGCCAUCAGGCUGCUGAGACAGAGCGCUUGUCACAUCAGCGAGUCGCCCCAUUUGUUCGCGGAGUUUGGAGGUAUGGAAAACGACGUUACUGUUACCGAAGAAGAUAGGGUGUGGGUUAGAGGCUGGUUCCCGCUGUUGUUUUCCUUGUCGUGCGUUGUUAACAGAUGUAAGCUGGACGUUCGUACAAGAGCGCUGACCGUUUUAUUCGAGAUAAUCAAGACGUACGGCGAUUCCUUCUGCCCCCAUUGGUGGAGGGACCUCUUCAAAAUUCUGUUCAGGAUAUUUGACAAUAUGAAGUUGCCCGAACAACAUACGGAGAAGGCCGAGUGGAUGACUACCACUUGCAACCAUGCGUUAUAUGCGAUUGUGGACGUCUUCACUCAAUACUUUGACACGCUGGGACCGCUGCUGCUCGAAGAAUUGUACAUACAGUUGCAUUGGUGUGUUCAGCAGGAGAAUGAACAACUGGCGAAAUCGGGUACGAAUUGCUUGGAAAACCUGGUAAAUUCGAACGGUCACAAAUUCAACGACGACACUUGGGACAAAACGUGCCAGUGCAUGUUGGACAUAUUCAAUUCGACCCUGCCGUCCGCCUUGCUGACUUGGAAACCCGAUUCCAUAAAAACGACGGCGAUCAUCGAACAGAACGGCGACGCCGGCAUCAACAAAGGAAUACUGAAGCGGCCGAGUCUAGUCGACAUCCGAAACGCGGACGGCCUGCUACUGAACGGACUGAUGAUAAAAAGUGUCGUCCAGCUGGAGUUAAUCCAGACCAUCGACAACAUAGUGUUCUAUCCCGCCACUUCGAGGAAGGAAGACGCCGAGACUUUGGCUCUAGUAGCUGCAGAUAUGACGGGAAACACAUCGUUGACGGAGUGUCAACGGGAAGAGCAGGGAAUGUACAGGCUGUUGAGUUCGUCGCACCUCCUCCUGCUGACGGACUGUCUGCUCCAGUCCCAUCGUUUCGCCAAAACGUUCAACUUGAAUCACGAACAACGAAACCUGCUGUGGAAGGCGGGAUACAGGGGUUCCGUGAAACCGAACCUGCUGAAACAGGAAUCUCAGAGCUUGGCCUGUCUGCUCAGGAUACUGUUCAAGAUGUACUGCGACGAGAGCAGACAGGGCGAUUGGUCGGUGAUAGAGGGAAAAUUGAUCAGCGUGUGUCAGGAAGCUCUCGAGUAUUUUCUCAAGUUGCAGAGCGAGACUCACAGGGAGGAGUGGACGUCCUUGCUUCUGUUGGUGUUGACUAGGUUGUUGAAGAUGCCGGAUAAUAGGUUUGCCGUACACGUCUCCAAGUAUUAUCCUCUCCUAUGUGAAAUAGUCUGCUUCGAUCUCAAGGCAGAGCUGCGAUCCAUUUUAAGAAGGGUCUUUUUGAGGAUAGGACCCGUCUUUCACAUAACGAAGACAUAGUACAAAGUUUCCUUUCCCUCGGUUCGAAUGAUGAAAAUUUGAUCACUGGUAAGAAUGUGGUAUAAGUCAAUAAUCUAAAUGAUUUCGGUUUAAUUCUUCCUCAUCGUUUUUGUUGAUUAUGUACAUAUAAAAUAUUUGUUUUUUGUUGAUGCUAAUCAUAUUAUUUUAAAGAUAUGUCGAAACUAUUGCUUUAAAUCUUAUAUUGUUAUUAUAUUUGAUCAUCGAUUGUUUGUGGUUUUUCAAUGAUGUGCAAGGGAAGAAAACGAACAUGUAUAUUUAUUUAGAAUUGGUUUUAAAGAAUUCCUGGAAUGAAGAUAAUAAUAUGAACCUCGUAUCAGAAUUUUAGUAGACCAAAUAACAUACACCGAAUAAUAGUUUAGAGCGAGUAGAUUGAAGUAAAACACACAAUUUUGGCAUUGCAUUGCAAUUGAGCUUAACGUAGUCGUCCCAGAGUGAAAGGUCUUCUCCUUAAAUUUUAGAGGGAUAAUUAUCAUAUAGAAAAUCUUAUUGAUUAAUUAAAUUCGAAAAAUUAAGUAAAUUCAAAAAGUGUUGAAACGUCGAAAUUAAUUUUGGUUCUAAUCGGAAAUAUUUAUUUAUUUAUCAUCUUUGUAAAUAUAAAUUAGAAAUGAACCUUAUUUAUCGUUCAGAUUCCUUAUAACUAUGAAAAUGUCGUAGGGUGUUAGAUUCCAUCAAAAUAUGACCACUCAUUAGCCAGAAAAUGUAUAAAGUUCAAUCAUCGACGAGAUGAGACCAUUCAAAUGGACCAGUUCAGAAACCUAAGCACUCGAAAAAUUUUUACAAUUAAUACUUCAAAUUUUUUUAUGUGCUCCUUUGGUUGCUUGAAUCAUUUCAAAAUCCUUGGCAUUGUGCCAGCUGUCCUCGAAAAUACAAUAUAAAUUUUCCAUCACUUGGAAUUGAUAACCGUUACAAUUUCAGGAAUUUUUAAAUGAUUAAGGCAACUGAAAGGUAUAAAUAGCAUUAAAAAAAAUACUUUUCCAUUGCAGGAGUUUUUACGAGUAUUUAAAAUGUUGGCAAAUGUUUCUGAACAUGUCCAUUAAGAGGUUUGGUAGGUUUUAUGAUGAUAUUUAUAUUUACCACAGUGAAUGAAUAGUUUAACCAAUAUUAAUUUUAAUAAAUCAUUUUGAAGGAUUUUUUCUGGAAUCAUGGUAUCGAAAUUUUCUAUCACUAAACUCGUCCUGUUUAAAUAGGAUUUUCGAGCUUUAUACAGUAAUGAAAUGCAGGCUUUUUUGGUCUAUGAACCACCAUUCUUUUUUUCUAUCGAGAAACGAGUCAUUAGUAUUAAAAUACGGUAGUUUUUUCAAUAUGUCGAAUAGUAUGAAUGCGUAAUUUUAAAAAGGAAUGAUUUGUAUUAUAUUUUCGAUCCAAAUGAAACUUGGUAGAGAAUGUAAUGACCAAUAUGUUUCUUAUAUAAAUAAUGGGUAUUCUGAUGCUUUUUCCCACAAAUAAUUGACUAUUCAAUGCAGUAAAAAUAGGUAAUAUUCAAAUUUUUAAUAAGUUAACAUAUUCAAGUAUAGCUUUUAGUUCCUCAUAGAUGCGUAGAAUAAUUAUUAUCACAAGUUAGUAGUUCUCGAUUGUUUUUUGGAGGUGAAAAAUGUAUGUGUGUACAUAGAGUUUAUUCGUGAUCAUUCCAAACAUAAGUGAUAUAAAAACUAAAUAAUGAAAACAUGUUUUUUAUGAUGAAUGGAGAUGUAAUGUGCCUUAAUUUAUUGUAUAUCUACAUUGCAGUUACGCUCUGUGUGAAAUUUUAUUUUUUUCCCGUGCUAAUCAAUCACUUGUUAAUUUGAGAGUGCAAUAUAUCGCUUAGAGGUUUCGUGAGUGUUUUUUGAUUGUUCUCGGAUGAGAUUUGUCUUUAUUCGAUUUGAUACCAAUCGGAUGUUCAGAAUGUAUAGCUUGUCACAGUAAAAAAUCAUUUUGAUUGUAAUCUGAACUACUGUAUCAUUAUUGUUUUUGAUUAUAAAAUUUAUUGCAUUACAUUGAUUAUUAUUAAAUAUUUUAAUAAAACAGA
Coccinella septempunctata (seven-spotted ladybird) is the source of this 7516-nucleotide messenger RNA. RefSeq names its product brefeldin A-inhibited guanine nucleotide-exchange protein 1 (gene Sec71). Gene Ontology annotation, molecular function: guanyl-nucleotide exchange factor activity. The transcript is spliced from 12 exons. Gene Ontology annotation, biological process: regulation of ARF protein signal transduction. Bases 256 to 5490 code for a protein of 1744 amino acids. The record is from RefSeq and is a predicted model, not a curated record. NCBI's taxonomy places the organism in Eukaryota, Metazoa, Arthropoda, Insecta, Coleoptera, Coccinellidae.